AUGGCUCCUCCAUUCUCAGGCCACAUGGAUGGUCCAUUGAUGUGUGAUGAUCACGUUCUGGAGCGCACCCUUGAUCAUAGCUCGGGCAAGUAUCUCCCAUUACUGAAUGAAUACGCCAUGGCCUUGCCUUGCUACACCCGAUCUCCUCCGGUAAAUGAGUCGACGCCAGGGCUGUUCAAUUCCAGAUUCCAUAUGGGCUGGGGGGCUAUUCAAAUAGGGAUAGUUCGUUGUCGUUCCCCUCCGGGAGCUCAAUUUGAUAUGUUCUCCAGCGCCCCCUCCUGGCCUUGA
Rasamsonia emersonii CBS 393.64 is the source of this 288-nucleotide messenger RNA. RefSeq lists its product as uncharacterized. The record is from RefSeq and is a predicted model, not a curated record. Lineage: Eukaryota; Fungi; Ascomycota; Eurotiomycetes; Eurotiales; Trichocomaceae. The coding region runs from base 1 to 288 and encodes 95 amino acids. The transcript is spliced from 2 exons.